Molecule: messenger RNA, 3792 nt
Organism: Tympanuchus pallidicinctus (lesser prairie-chicken)
Lineage: Eukaryota; Metazoa; Chordata; Aves; Galliformes; Phasianidae
Gene: PKN3
Product: protein kinase N3
Exons: 22
Coding region: 251-3115 (954 amino acids)
Biological process (GO): signal transduction; protein phosphorylation
Molecular function (GO): small GTPase binding; ATP binding; protein serine/threonine kinase activity
Source: RefSeq, a predicted model, not a curated record
UCCUCAGCGUCCGAGCGCCGCGCCUCUCUUUCCCGCCGCCAUCCCGGCCGUUCCCCCAGGGCGGGGGCGGAGGGUUGAGUUCCCUGCCGGCCGUCGCGCGGGGCGGGAGGAGGAACCCCGCUUCUCGAGAGCCGCCCGCCGGGACUUCCCAGACCCGGACCCCGCGAGAGGGCGCUGGCGGGGCCGCGCCGCUUCCCGGGAAGGCUGAAGUUUGAAAAAGUGCCGGUCGUUGGCGGCGCAGCACCGAGCGAUGGCGGCGGGGAGCCCGCAGGGCAGCUGUCUCUUGCAGCUGGGCAAUGGUGUGAACUUAAUGGAUCCAAGCUUCCAGCAAAAACUGGAGGGUGAGAAGGAACUGCUUCGUCGUGCUAUACAGAAAGAACUGAAAAUUAAAGAGGGAGCAGAAAACCUGCGUAAAGCAACAACAGACAGAAAAAAUCUUGCUCAUAUAGAGCACGUGCUGAAAUCCUCCAACCGCAAACUAGAGCAACUUCAUUGGGAACUUCAGGAGCUGAAUGCGAGGAUUGUAAUAACUGACAAGGAGGACAAUAAGACAGUUUGUACAGACGGAUCUUUAUCUCCUGACCCUUGCCUCUGGGAAAGAAACCCAGAUCCCAUGGCAAGGAAGGUUGAAGCUCUGAAAAAGCAGCUGCAUGUUGAAAUGAAAGUCAAGCAAGGAGCUGAGAAUAUGAUCCAGAUGUAUUCAAGUGCAACAUCCAAGGAGCGGAAGCUGCUGGCUACUGCUAAGCAGAUGCUUCAGGAUAGUAAGACAAAGAUUGAAAUUAUCCGCAUGCACAUCGUGAAGGUGUCUCAGUCAGCAGGAGGGAUGGAAGAUACGGUGGAUCCAGCAGUGAGGCUGGGAGCCACCAUCAAUGCUGCGGAGCUGCGCAUUGAGGAGCUGAGGCAUCGUCUGCGCAUUGAAGCUGCUGUAGCUGAGGGGGCAAAAAAUGUGCUGAAGAUCCUGGGAGGGAGUCGGGUACAAGAUCGCAAAUUUUUGGCCGAGGCUCAGGGUCGUUUGCAAGAGUCCUCUCAGAAGAUUGACCUGCUGCGCUUGUCCUUGGAACGUCAGCUUAGUGGGCUUUCUCCAGAUCACCCAAAACGAGCACUCAUCAAGCAGGAAUUAGUGAAUACCUCUUCCCUGGGAGCUCAGCAUGGCAUUAUCCAUCCCACUUCAGUCAUCAAACCUACAGCCCUUACAGGAACGUUGGAAGUGAGACUGAUGGGAUGUCAGGAUUUACUGGAAAAUGUUCCUGGCCGUUCCAGGAUGGCUGGUUCUUCUCCCAUCUGCGGCAGCCCGGGCGACUUGAAGUCCUUUUCCCUAACAAGAGUUGGCCUGGGUAUCCAUGGUCGUGGUGUUGCAGGAAAGUACCUGCGAAACGAAGAGCUGUGUAGUGAAGUCCUUGCUGUGCUCAAAGUGGACAAUAAAGUUGUAGGCCAAACAAACUGGGGGCCAGUAAACAACCAGGCAUGGGACCAGAGCUUUGUCAUUGAGCUAGAUAGGUCUCGUGAACUCGAAAUUUCAAUUUACUGGAGAGACUGGAGAGAACUGUGUGCAGUGAAGUUCUUGCGUUUGGAUGAUUUCCUUGAUAAUGAACGCCAUGGGAUGUGCCUCUUGCUUGAGCCCCAAGGAAUGCUUUUCGCAGAGGUGAUGUUCUGUAAUCCUGUCAUUGAGAGGAAGCCAAAGCUGCAGCGACAGAAACGUAUUUUCCCCAAACAGAAAGGGAAAGAAUUUCUCCGAGCUCCUCAAAUGAACAUCAGUGUUGCUGCUUGGGGUCGCCUGAUGAUGAGCUUCCUCCCUCCAUGUAGUUCCAUUAGCACUCUGAGUCCCCCACUUCAUGAUUCCAUGAAUGCAGAUUUCUCUCCAGUUCCUCUGCAGAAUCAUGUUAACUCAAUAACCAAGCUGAGUAGUGACUUUCCUGUGGCAAAACUUACAUAUGAUGAUGAAGCACCACCCAAGCCUCCACGUCUCUUUCUGAUGGCCAAGUCCAAAGAACCAACACCAUCUCCUGCAGAUUCUCCGUGUCUGAAGAGGCUGCAUGUAGAAGAGAAGACUUGCAGCUCUGCUUUAACAGAAUUUGCAAUCCAGGCAUCUCCAAGGAAAGGGGCUGUUCAUCUUGAGGAUUUUCACUGCAUCGCCAUGCUGGGACGUGGCCAUUUUGGGAAGGUACUGUUGGCCCAAUACAAAGCAACUGGGAAGCUGUAUGCUAUCAAAGCCUUGAAGAAAAAAGAUAUCAUUAGGAGAGAUGAAAUUGAUAGCUUGAACUGUGAGAAGCGAAUAUUUGAGGUGGUCAAUUCUUCUGAUCAUCCAUUCCUUGUGAACAUGUUUGCAUGUUUCCAAACACCUCAUCAUGCUUGUUUUGUGAUGGAAUACACUCCAGGAGGUGAUCUUAUGAUGCGCAUACACGAAGAUGUUUUUGCAGAGCAUACAGCACAGUUUUACACAGCCUGCGUAGUCUUGGGACUCCAAUUUCUGCAUGAGAAGAAAAUUGUUUAUAGGGACCUGAAAUUGGAUAAUCUGCUUUUAGAUGCUGAAGGAUUUGUGAAGAUUGCAGAUUUUGGACUGUGUAAGGAAGGAAUAGGUUUUGGAGACCGCACAAACACCUUCUGUGGUACUCCUGAAUUUCUGGCUCCAGAAGUCCUCACAGACAUCUCAUACACUCGGGCAGUGGACUGGUGGGGACUGGGUGUGCUCAUUUAUGAGAUGCUUGUUGGUGAGUCACCAUUUCCUGGAGAUGAUGAGGAAGAAGUCUUUGAUAGCAUUGUAAAUGAUGAAGUCCAGUAUCCACGAUUCCUUUCAUCAGAGGCACUUUCUAUAAUCCGUAAGCUUCUUCGAAAGUGUCCAGAGCGUAGACUGGGAGCAGGGGAAAAAGAUGCAGAAGAGAUUAAAAUCCAGCCCUUUUUUAAGGAAAUGGAUUGGGAUGCUUUGUAUGCCAGGACUCUGAAGCCCCCUUUUGUGCCCACCCUAAAAGAUCCAACAGACAUUAGCAACUUUGAUGAAGAGUUUACAUUACAGAAGCCAAUUCUGACUCCUCCAGAGGAGGUUGCUCUCCUAACCCGUAAGGAGCAGGCUGUCUUCAAGGACUUUGACUUUGUCUCCAAACACCUUUUGUAUGCUUGAUUCCUGUGCUUAAGAAGCAUGAACAAAUAAAUUGUUACCAUCUUGAGAGGGCGUAGAGAGGACUUGGCAUGGGCAAUGGCAAAGUCAACAAACUUCACAGAAGGGGUAGUGGUGAAGUGCUCUGCAAGCUGUUACUCUGCUGUGCUUUUUUCAGCCUCGCUUGCUGGAGGAGUACUGGGUGUGAGUUACCUUUGAGAAGUUCACUUUUGACUGGAUGUGUCUUCUGCUGCCACUGAAUAUGUAUAUAUAGUGAUUUGGAAUUUAAUCUGAACUUAAUUUAAUGAUUUAAUGUGUCCUCUCUGCCUCCCAGGUUGCUCUUAGAAAAAGCCAAAGGAAUGAAGCUCUUUUGGGUUACAUAAUAGCAGGGAGAAUGGGCACUUCUCUCCUGUUUUCUAGAAGAGAUAUGCAGUGCUCCUUUGUAAUGAUUUUAUUCCUGUUGCCACUCAUGUGUAUGGCAGAGAAGGAAUGGAUUUUAACACAACUGAGGUAAUGAUGUUUGAGUUUGGUAAUUAUCCCAGUGAUGUAUCUUAAGUAAAAACAAAACAAAACUCUUUAUGCUUCUUUCAGGAUGUGAAAUCAUAGAUAUGGAUUUUAAUAACAUAAAGAAGCCACCAUUUUGCACAUGCUUUCUUUUCUUUUCUUUUUUUUUUUUUAAAUAAAGAUACUAUUCCUUAUAA